Neltuma alba is the source of this 4971-nucleotide messenger RNA. RefSeq names its product ethylene-insensitive protein 2-like. NCBI's taxonomy places the organism in Eukaryota, Viridiplantae, Streptophyta, Magnoliopsida, Fabales, Fabaceae. The record is from RefSeq and is a predicted model, not a curated record. Gene Ontology annotation, molecular function: cadmium ion transmembrane transporter activity; manganese ion transmembrane transporter activity. Gene Ontology annotation, biological process: iron ion transmembrane transport; manganese ion transport; ethylene-activated signaling pathway. Gene Ontology annotation, cellular component: plasma membrane.
CACAAUUGCCUAUUUUAUCUUAGAGCUGGACAUUUCCCUCACUUCACUUGUCCUUUCUCUCUCUUUAAUGUGACUUCCAAACUCAGCUCAUAAUAAAAGUUUACGUUUUCUCACUCUUAUCCCAGCAAAUUGAACUCUCAUAUUCUCUCUCUCAAUAUAAUAUUAUUGUAUCCAACUUCGUCCUUAUCUGAUGAUUAAAGUGUGUCAUUUUGGGUCUCUGAGAUGAGAUCUACUCGCUGAAGUGAACGAAGACUGCAGAUGAACAUAAAAAGCGAGAAGAUUUUAGAACCUUAGCUACUUUGUACGGUCUUUAUUUGACGAAAUCAUCAACAAUACCAUCAUCGGCAUUUGUCAGAUCCAAGGAUUGGCAAAGUCUGAGGUAGCAACAAUUGGAUCAAUCAUGGAUCAUUAGAUACUUUUGUCAGAUAUGCCUUCAAGAACUUUGUCAUAGAUUGGGUUGACUUUCGGUUAUGUUUAAAAUUAUUGGCAUCAAUGUUGUUGGAGGUAGGGCUGUAUUAAAAAUUGCAAGGGUAAUGCUGUUGAUUUGACUAAAAACACCAGAUUGGCAUCUGAUGGUCGCAGUUAAUGUUGGGAGAUAAUGGAUUACUAGGAGAUGCGAUUGAGUUGUUGCAAUUGUAAUUAACCGGCUCACAGGGUUCUUAUCAGCAAUUUUAUAACAAGUUAUGGUUGAUUAUUGAAGCAGCUGAAAUUCUAUGAAUGAUUGGUGGUUGAUGGACUUCUUCACUAAUAAUACCAACAACAAAAAAAAAAUACCGGCAGUCCAGAAAUUUAAUUGAUAUGCGGCUUGGUAACAAAUAAUGCAACUUCGAAGUUAUGCCAUAAUUUUGUAAACCCUUAUUGUUGGAGUUGAUGAACAAUAAAAUGGAGGCACAAACAUUAAAUGCUAAUCAUCUGCCUUCAUUUCUUCACCGUUCACUUCAUGCUGUUGCACCUAUGCUUAUGAUCACAAUGGGAUACAUUGACCCUGGAAAGUGGGCUGCGAUUGUUGAAGGUGGUGCACGAUUUGGGUUUGAUCUGGUGGCGCUCAUGCUUGUUUUCAAUUUUGCCGCUAUCUUAUGUCAGUACAUAUCAGCUAGGAUUGGAGUGAUUACUGGAAAAGAUCUUGCAGAGAUUUGCAGAGAUGAGUAUGGUGCGUGGACGUGCAUGUUCCUUGGAAUCCAAACAGAACUUUCAGUGAUUAUGCUAGAUCUUAACGUGAUCCUGGGCAUGGCUCACAUAUUAAAUCUCAUUUCUGGGUGGGACUUGUUCACCUGUGUCUUGCUGGCUGCUGCUAGUGCUGUUUUUAACUUGCUCCUUGCCAUCCUUCUUGACAAUGGGAAGGCAAAAAUCCUGGGCCUGUUUGUUGCUGGUUUGAUAUUGCUUUUCGUUGCUUUUGGAGUAAUCAUAAACCAGCCUAAAGUUCCAGUAUCCAUGAGUGGAGUUCUAACAAAGUUGGGUGGGGAGGGUGCAUUUGUGCUUAUGAGUCUUUUGGGAGCAACUUUUGUGCCCCACAACUUUUACCUUUAUUCCUCUAUUGUACAGUGGCAUCGGGGAUCAAUAAACUCUUCUAAGGAUGCUUUGUCUCAUGCCCAUUUUUUGUCCAUCUUUUGUAUCUUCAGUGGCAUUUAUCUGGUCAAUAAUAUAAUGAUAAGUGCCGCAGCUCAUGAGUUUGAUGGCACAGAUCUUGUUUUGCUUACUUUUCAAGAUGUAUUAUCACCAAUGGAGCAGGUGUUGCAAAGCCCAGUGGCCCUAGUUGCCUUUCUUCUCUUUUUGUUUAGCUCAAAUCAGACCAUGGCGUUGGCAUGGAGUUUAGGGGGAGAAGUAGUUGUACAUAGUUUUUUGAAACUGGACAUUCCAGGCUGGCUUCAUUAUGCUACAAUCAGGGUGAUUGCUGUUCUUCCUGCCCUUUGUUGUGUUUGGAUUGCAGGUGCUGAAGGGAUGUACCAACUGCUUGUCUUCACUCAGAUCGUGGUAGCCUUGCAACUUCCAUCUUCUCUGAUCCCUCUUUUCCGGAUUGCUACAUCUAAAUCAAUAAUGGGUGUACACAAGAUCUCUCAAUUGUUGGAGUUUUUGGCAUUGAUAGUAUUUAUUGGGAUCCUUGGGUUAAAUGUUAUCUUUGUGGUAGAAAUGAUAUUUGGCAGUAGCAAUUGGGUGGAGUAUUUGAGAUGGAAUGUGGGUAGUGGCAUGUCAGUUCUUAUUAGCACUGCUUUUGUACUAUUGGGCUUCAUGCUUUGGCUUGCUAUCACACCUUUAAAAUCUGCAAGUGCCCGUUUAGAUGCAGAGGCUUGGAACCGUGAUGAGCCAGCGGUCAUGUCAGUUCCGCCAAUUGAGAGUCAGGAAUCAGAUUUAACUGAAACUAGGUAUCAUAGAGAUGCAUCUCUUAAGGUGAAGGAACCACCUUCAACUCUAGCAAGAGGUCUGGAGAUUUCAGGCCUUCAUGUGACGACUGAAGAAGAUAUUCAUUCCAUGAAAACAUUGGCUAGCCCCCCUCAGCAUCUUCCUGGGGAAUCAGUUCCUAUAUUAAAGUCAGAGGCAUUAUCAACAGUUGAAAAUGAGAUUUCUGAUGCUGACUGGGUGAGCACCAAGACCAAACAACUGGAUGCAAGUGCCCCAUUGGAGAAAACUGUGGAAGUUGAUGCAGAUAUGAAUGCUGAAAGGGAUGAUGAUGAUGGAGACUCUUGGGAAGCUGAAGAAUCAUCCAAAGUGGUUUCCACAGGUGCCCUAUCUUCAACAUCAGAUGGCCCUCCGUCAUUCAAGAGUCCUCGUGGGAAAAGCGAUGAAGGGGGGAAUAGCAUUGGAAGUCUAUCAAGAUUAGCAGGCUUGGGACGUGCUGCAAGGCGGCAACUAGCUGCUAUUCUUGAUGAAUUCUGGGGACAACUGUAUGAUUACCAUGGACAAGCGACCCAGGAUGCAAAGGCUAAGAAACUGAAUGUCUUGUUGGGAGCAGAUUUGAAAUUCUCUGGUUCCUUGCCAAAAGCGAAUGCAUCUAGAAAUGACUAUUCUGAGUAUGUUGCAUCAUCAUCAGUAGGAUAUAGAGCAUUGGAUACCCUGAUGAACGCUGGCCUGUAUGACUGUCCUAAGCUGCCCAGGAUACAAAGUACAUUUGAAUCUGGGUAUAGCCCUCAGAGGAGUUCUUCCUCUUUGCGGUCAAACUCCAUCGAAUUAUUAGAUGCAUAUGUGCAGAACUCCAACCACAAGGUUCUUGACUCUGGGGAGAGGCGCUACUCCAGUGUGCGCAAUCUGCCUUCAUCUGAGGUUUGGGAUAGUCAGCCAGCAACAGUACAUGGUUAUCAAAUUGCAUCCUGCCUUGAUCGAGUUGGAAGAGACAGAAUUCUGGAUAAUUUAAAUGGUCAAGGCAAAUUUUCAUCAUUAAAAUCUCCUUUAGCAGCUGCUAAUACGAGCUCCAAGGAUUCACCUGCAGUUGCUUUGGGGCAACAACUGCAAAAUGGUGUUGGUGCAGCUCGACCCCCUGGAUUUGAAAACAUCUCAAUAUCCAGAAACUCCACGUUGCCAUCUGAGAGGUCCUAUGAUUUUUGCUUUUCCAGACCUGCUGAUAAUGUAGGCAGUUCAGUCAACACGAAGAAAUACCACAGCUUGCCAGAUAUUUCAGGAUACACUAUACCCCGCCGGGAUAUUUAUACAUCUGAUAAGAAAGUCCCAUUUGAGGGCUUUGUUGGAUGUGGAUCUGCUAGAACUUGUUAUGAACAAUCUUAUUCGUUUGGGAUCUAUAAUAGGUGCACCUUGGCCUUUGAUGAGCUUUCCCCUUCAAAAGUCUACAGAAACGCCCUGUCUUCACAGCUAAGCUCUGGUUCUGACACUGGAUCCCUUUGGUCAACGCAGCCUUUUGAGCAGUUUGGUGUAACAGAUAGCAUCCAUAAUGUUGGAAUGGAAUGUGUUGGAACUCAGCCUAAUUCAUUUUCUCGAGAGACUGCUUCAGUGGUUGAUAUAGAGGUGAAACUUCAGUCUUUUAGGCGUUGCAUUCUCAGGCUCUUAAAAUUAGAAGGGUCUGAUUGGUUGUUCAGACAGAAUGGUGGGGUUGAUGAGGAACUAAUAGAUCGUGUAGCUGCAAGGGAGAAAUUCCUCUAUGAAGUUGAAGCUAGGGAGACAAACUCCUCUAAUUUUUCAGUGUCAUCAGUUCCUCACUGCGGGGAUGGCUGUGUAUGGGGAUCAGACUUGAUAAUAAGUUUUGGGGUGUGGUGUAUUCACCGUAUCCUUGAGCUCUCAAUCCUGGAGAGCCGCCCUGAGCUUUGGGGGAAAUACACCUAUGUACUCAACCGCCUCCAGGGUGUAAUUGAUCCAGCUUUUUCAAAGCCUCGUAGUGUGAGGCCCCCGUGCUUUUGCCUUCAAGUUCCGGUGCCCCAGCAAAAGCAAAGCCCUCCUCUUUCGAAUGGAAUGUUGCCCCCUCCGCCUACUGCAAAAGCAGGGAGGGGGAAAUGCACUACGGCAACAAUGAUUCUUGACCUCACCCGGGACGUGGAAAUCGCAAUCUCUAGUCGGAAGGGACGCACGGGAACUGCCGCUGGUGAUGUGGCUUUCCCCAAGGGAAAGGAAAAUUUGGCCUCUGUUCUCAAGCGCUAUAAGCGGAGAUUAUCUAACAAAUCAUCGGGCACAAACGAAUGCUUUGGUGGUUCACGUAGGCUUCCCUCUUCAGCACCCUAUAUCUCGUAGCAAUUUGCCCCCAUGACUUUCUUCCUUAACCAGAUUCCUUGCUGCAGAUUUAAUUUCCUUCCAUGUUUGUUAAAUACACAGGGUAACCUAUUGCAGCAAAUGAAAGGGGAGAAAUUGUUAGAUUUGAAUCGACUUCUUCAAUUUUGUUGCCAUUUUUCUUUUCUUUGUCAAUCAUGUGCAGUUGUGCAUACCUGAGAGGGAGAGUUGAGGAAAACUGUAAGUAGUCAAGUACAACGCUUGCAGCAAAGUAAGUGGUGAUGAUGUAGGUGAUUUAAAUAUUUAUUAUCAACCUAGUUGAGGAAA